AUGGCGUCCCGGCUGGAUCGCUUAGUCACCCUUCUGGAAACCGGGAGCACGCAGCUCAUCCGGAACACUGCUGCCCAGCAGCUUGCCGACAUCCAGAAGCAGCACCCCGAGGAGCUCUUCAACCUCCUCACCCGAGUCAUCCCGUACUUGCGUUCCAAGUCAUGGGACACGCGCACCGCUGCUGCGAAGGCCAUGGGCGGCAUCGUCGAGAAUGCCGAAAAAUUCGAUCCUAAUGAGGAAGACGAGCCCAUCACGUCCGAGACCAAUGGCCACUCGAAUGGCUCCGUCAAGAAAGAGGACGAGGUUGAGCUUCCUCCGCUCUCCGAUGACCAGCUGCAGCUCGAGACUCUGGACAUUCCGAUGAUCCUCAGGAACGGAAAGCACCUCCUCGGCAGCGCCGGCCGUGAGUAUGACUUCAAACUGGCUGCUAUGGAUCCCGCAGAGCGUCUCGCCUACCAAAAGAAAAGCCUGAAAGCCCGUCUCGGUAUCGGUGGCGACUACAUGGACGAGGACAUUGUCACCCACGACGACAUCGCCGCGCCCGCAAACUCACGAGCGAGCAUGCCGCCGCCCACACCUGGCCUGCACAAAAUCGACACGACGGUAUCACGCCAGAACAGCAUAUCCUCACCUAGUCAGAACACCGCCGUGUCCCCGAACGGCGACCACUCAGCCCAGACCCCAGUCGACGAGAACGGACACGCACUCAGCAAGAGGCAGCUCAAUGCAUUGAAGCGCAAGAACAAAAUGCACCUCAAGGGUCAAGCUAACAAAGUCCGCGUCAUUGAUCUUGCGACACGUAGGCCAAGCCAAAGCCAAGACUAUCCGCAAACGCCCGCAGAGCCUCACCCGGUCAAGACAGAGGUCAAACCCGAAGAAGAGACGGGUGAGAACAAGGUCAACGACUACUUCUCGCUAGAACGCCAUGGCGACGAUGACGACUCCAAGGUUGUAUCCGAAUUCAAGGGCACAGCCGCACCCGAGAAGCCAACGAUUCAGACCGAAGAAGAACAGCAAGGUUUGGAGUGGCCCUACGAUAGGCUGUGUGAGGUCCUGACCGUGGACCUCUUCGACCCCAACUGGGAGAUCAGGCAUGGUGCAGCAAUGGGUCUUCGAGAAGUUGUCCGAGUGCAUGGAGCAGGCGCUGGAAGGCAGCAUGGAAAGACCCGGAGGCAAAACGACCUUCAGAACCAGAGGUGGCUGGAUGACAUGUCAUGUCGGAUCUGCUGUGUCUUCAUGCUGGACCGAUUCGGCGACUAUGUGUCAGAUAAUGUCGUUGCACCCAUCCGAGAGACUGCAGGCCAGACGCUCGGUGCGGUACUACAAUACCUUUCUUCCGACCUUGUCCGGGCCGUGUACACGGUCCUCUACCGCUUGGUGAUGCAAGACGAAUUCAAUGAGAAGCGCGUCUGGCAAGCUUGCCACGGUGGCAUGAUCGGCAUGAGGUAUUUGGUCGCCGUACGGAAUGAUCUCCUCCUGACGGACCCCUCUCUCAUGGACGGUGUGCUCAGCGCGGUCAUGCGGGGCCUCGGCGAUUUCGACGACGACGUCCGUGCCGUCAGUGCGGCAACGCUGAUACCAGUCGCCAAGGAAUUCGUCAACCUCAGGCCCGCUGCUCUAAACCAACUCAUUGGCAUCGUCUGGGAUUGCCUGUCGAAUCUCAGCGAUGACCUUAGCGCCAGCACAGGUUCAGUCAUGGACCUCCUUGCGAAGCUCUGUAGCUUUACCGAAGUCCUAGACGCGAUGAAACUUAACGCGGCCAAGGAUCCCGAACAGUCAUUCACCCAUCUAGUCCCUCGCCUCUUCCCCUUCCUCCGCCACACCAUCACCAGUGUGCGCUCCGCUGUACUGAGAGCUCUUCUCACUUUCCUUGACAUCGAGGGAGAGGGUACUAAAGGCUGGAUCAACGGCAAAGCCCUUCGACUAAUCUACCAGAACUUACUCGUCGAGCGCAAUGAACAGGUCCUGAAGCUUUCCCUUCAGGUUUGGAACAAGCAUCUCGAGGUUCUUUCCACAGCUGGCCCAGAUGCAUUUGCAAACGAGUUUCAGCCGCACAUUGACCCUCUGGUCACUCUGACCGUCCAUCCCAUCGGCGUUUCUCGCCACCCUAUUCCCAUGGACCCCACUCUCUUCAUCAGACCCUCUGGCCAGUCCUACGCACCCAUCGGCCAUGCAACAAGGAGAGCCUCCCCGGUGUCAGCGCCCGCUGCUGAUGGUCAGCCAAAGAAACGCCGCAGAGUGGAAAAGCACAAAGAGAAAGACACACCCCCGCCCUCGGCACACAACAUUGACUCGCCCAUGAUGGAGGGCGACGUGGAUCUCGUCGGCGCCGACACUUUGGUCCGGUCUAAGAUCUUCGCAGCUCAAGCACUAGGUAAAGCUAUGGCGUUGUGGCCCGAAUCAUCUCGACAAGGCGUCUUUGGUCCUCGGCUGCUGCCCCACUUGCGCUCCGCCUUCUCUACGUCUCAGCUCACUACAUGCAUGAUCAGCGAGGAGUUUGCGAAGGCUUCCGGAGCUGAGAAGGACGAACUUUCUCGAGAUCUUGUUAAGGCUCUCCGCCCGAUGGUCGAAGAUGAGAGGCCCGUCUGUUACGGGGACCUCACGAGUUAUCUGACAAUAGUACGAGCGCAGUGUCAAUCUCUCCUCAACACUUUCCGCGAUCUCGGCCACGUUGCUCCUGCAAAGCUGCCUCAACUGGCUGUAAUCGUGCAGGGCGAGCCAGACGCUAGCCAAUAUGCCUUCUCCAUCACGGAUGGCGAGAAGAUUGUCGGACCCGACUUCGACAGGCUCAAGAAGUCUUUGACACCAGCAAGUCGCGUCGCCGCGACCCAGCCAUUGGUUGCUGCUCAGCAAGAUGUCCAAUACGCUAUCGAUGAGGCCAAGGCCGUGAAGCAAGAAAGAGAUAUCCGCAUCAAAGCUGCCUCGGCUGCGGCAGUCGUGGCAUUCCGGGACAUUCCGAAGAAGCCUGCGCUGACCAUCAAGGGUAUGAUGGACAGCGUCAAGAACGAAGAAAACCAAGAACUCCAGAAGCGCUCCGCAGCCGCCGUUGCAGUCCUCGUCGAUCAUGUCGCUGCCAGCGGCAAGCGCGUUGUUGUCGAGAAGGUUGUCGGAAACCUCGUCAAGUUUUGCUGCAUGGAGACUGCCGAGACCCCCGAGUUCCACGUCAAUGCCGAUGUGGAAGUGGGCAUUCUCUCGCUCAAGAAGGAGGAGGACAUCAGAGACCAUCCCGAUGCGGCAAAGUUUGAAAGAGAGGCCAAGGCAGCUCGCAUCACCAGGCGCGGUGCAAAGGAAGCCUUGGAGCAAAUGGUCAUCAACUUUGGCAGCCAGUUGUUCGAGAGGAUCCCGAUCCUUCGUACCCUCAUCGAAGAACCCAUCAAGCAGGCAUUCGCAGAUGAUGAGCUACCGAGUGACAUCAGAGAUCCGGACAAUGUUCUGGGUCAAGAAGUCGUCGACGGUCUUUCCACAUUACGCGCGCUGGUCGGCAGGUUCCACACGGAUUUGCACGCCUUUGUUCUCGAUCUGCUUCCACUCGUCGCAAGGGCAUUGCAAUCGAAGCUUUCGGUCCUUCGAUACGCUGCUGCAAAAUGUUUCGCAACAAUUUGCAGUAUCAUGACGGUUCAAGGCAUCACCAUGCUGGUCGAGAAGGUUAUGCCAUCCAUCAGCAACCCGGUCGACGUUCAUUGCCGGCAGGGAGUCAUCGAAUGCAUCUAUCAUCUCAUUCAUGUCAUGGAAGAUGGAAUCCUGCCGUACGUCAUCUUCCUCAUCGUCCCUGUCCUGGGCCGUAUGAGCGAUUCUGACAACGACGUCCGUCUGAUCGCAACCACGACAUUCGCCACUCUUGUCAAGCUUGUACCUCUUGAAGCCGGCAUUCCCGACCCGCCAGGCCUUUCGGAAGAGCUUUUGAAGGGCAGAGAUCGUGAGCGCAAGUUCAUCGCUCAAAUGCUUGAUGCGAAGAAGGUCGAGCCAUUCGAGAUCCCAGUCGCGAUCAAGGCAGAGCUUCGCUCCUAUCAACAAGAGGGCAUCAACUGGCUUGCUUUCCUCAAUCGCUACCACCUGCACGGCAUUCUGUGUGACGACAUGGGUCUUGGAAAGACCUUGCAGACCAUUUGCAUCGUCGCAAGCGACCACCACAACCGUGAAGAGGAGUACAAGAACACAGCAUCGCCUGAUGCCCGUCGCCUACCGUCGUUGAUCGUCUGCCCGCCCACUCUUUCUGGUCAUUGGCAGCAGGAAAUCCGCACCUACGCCCCGUUCUUGAACCCUGUCGCCUACGUUGGCCCGCCUGCAGAGCGUGCCAAGGUCCGCAGUGAGCUUGCCGAGGCGGACAUCGUCAUCACUUCCUACGAUAUCUGCCGUAAUGAUAUCGAAGUGUUGGCGCCUCUGAACUGGAACUACUGCGUCCUUGACGAAGGCCACCUGAUCAAGAACAGCAAGACGAAAACCACCUAUGCCGUCAAGCGCCUCAUCUCCAACCACCGUCUAAUCCUUACGGGCACGCCUAUUCAGAACAACGUCCUGGAACUCUGGUCUUUGUUUGACUUCCUCAUGCCUGGCUUCCUGGGUACAGAGAAGGUCUUCCAAGAUCGGUUUGCCAAGCCCAUCGCGGCUUCACGCUUUUCCAAGUCGUCGUCUAAGGAGCAAGAAGCCGGUGCUCUGGCGAUUGAGGCUCUGCACAAGCAAGUUCUGCCAUUCCUGCUACGUCGUCUGAAGGAGGAGGUUCUGGAUGACCUUCCGCCCAAGAUUCUGCAGAACUAUUACUGCGACUUGUCUGACUUGCAACGGAGGCUUUUCGAAGACUUCUCCAAGAAAGAAGGGAAGACCAUCGCCGAGAAGGCCACGAGCAGUGACAAGGAAAGCAAGCAGCACAUCUUCCAAGCCCUGCAGUACAUGCGCAAGCUAUGCAACUCUCCGGCACUUGUCAUGAAACCGGAGCACAAGCAGUACCAGGAUGUCCAAGGCUACCUUUCCAAGAGCGGCAGCAGCCUUGCCGACCCUGCCCAUGCACCCAAGCUCAACGCCCUCCGUGAUCUUCUCCUAGACUGUGGUAUCGGAACCACGCCGUCGGAAGGCGCAGGCCAUGGCGACAUUCCCAACGCUGCCGAGGCCGUUUCCCCUCACCGCGCCCUCAUCUUCUGUCAAAUGAAGGAGAUGCUGGACAUGGUUCAGGACACUGUGCUCAAGAAGAUGUUGCCCUCGGUACAGUUCAUGCGUCUCGACGGUGGUGUCGAAGCGAGCCGUCGCCAGGAGAUCGUCAACAAAUUCAACUCGGAUCCCAGUUACGACGUUUUGUUGCUGACCACCAGCGUUGGUGGUCUGGGGCUCAACCUUACUGGUGCUGACACGGUCAUCUUUGUCGAACACGACUGGAACCCGCAGAAGGAUAUGCAGGCCAUGGAUCGCGCCCAUCGCAUCGGUCAGAAGAAGGUUGUCAACGUCUACCGCAUCGUCACUCGCGGUACUCUUGAGGAGAAGAUCCUUAGCCUCCAGCGCUUCAAGAUCGAUGUUGCCAGCACAGUCGUCAAUCAACAGAACGCUGGAUUAGGCACCAUGGAAACAGAUCAGAUUCUUGAUCUCUUCAACUUGUCGACGGACGGCGCGGACAUGGCCAAUCCAGGUGGCGCAAAUAACGAUACCAUUCACGAAGACGAUGCCGUUGACGCAACUGGCGAAGUCAGAGAGAAGGGCAAGAAGGGCUUCUUGGAUGAACUGGGCGAGCUUUGGGACGAACGACAGUACCAGGAGGAAUUCGAUUUGGACAACUUCCUUGCGACGAUGAAGGGUUGA
Molecule: messenger RNA, 5784 nt
Organism: Diplodia corticola
Lineage: Eukaryota; Fungi; Ascomycota; Dothideomycetes; Botryosphaeriales; Botryosphaeriaceae
Product: tbp associated factor
Exons: 3
Coding region: 1-5784 (1927 amino acids)
Molecular function (GO): TBP-class protein binding; ATP binding; ATP hydrolysis activity
Source: RefSeq, a predicted model, not a curated record